ACGAGAGGUUGUGGAUUCUGUUCUCCAUUAGCAAAACCGUUAUUUGGGGGUCCCGAAUAGCCAUGAAGUCAUGAACCAUUCGUGAGAGUGUUACUCUUUGUAUUCACUUUUUCUAGCUGUGGUGGUGAAGCCACCGUAAAAUCCAUUUGGGGCUUUCAAUGACGUAUAUCGUGGAGGAUGACAUUGACGACGGUUGUCGCACAAGGGAGGUGGAUGGUGGUGACUACUUCAAAUUGAGAUGGAGCCUCCAAGAUUCUCAACCUCAACAGGAGGCAGAGGCCACGGACACGGAACCUUCUCCGUCGGCGAGAGGAGCGGAUUUGUGGUAUUGGGUUAAAUUGGUGGUGUCUUUCCUUUGCCUGGGGCUCUUGGCUCUUGUUGUUUUCAAAUGGGUCGGACCCUUUUUCAUAGAAAAGGUGAUUAUUCCUAUAAUAAAUUGGGAGAGAAACACAUUCAGUACUCCAGUGUUAGCUGUUCUGGUGUUUGCUUCUGUAGCACUAUUCCCAACCCUACUUUUGCCAUCCUCACCUUCUAUGUGGGUUGCUGGGAUGACAUUUGGUUACGGCUUUGGGUUCUUGCUGAUAUUUUCUGCAGUAGCUGUGGGAGUAUCCCUCCCUUUUUUUAUCGGUUCAAUCUUCCAACAUAAAAUUGAAGGGUGGUUAGAACAGCAUCCAAAGAGAGCUUCUGUUCUAAGAUCUGCUGGUGGAGGAAAUUUGUUUCAUCAGUUUCGGGCAGUUGUUUUAAUCAGGGUUUCUCCAUUCCCGUACAUAAUCUAUAACUAUUGUGCUGUGGCGACAAAAGUUAAGUAUGGGCCUUACUUGUUCGGAUCCUUGGUAGGAAUGGUACCAGAUAUAGUUGCUUCAAUCUAUACGGGAGUUUUGAUACGCACAUUGGCUAAUGUUUCGCAUAAAAAGCACACUCUAUCUGCCCCUCAAACCGUCCUCAAUGUUGUUGGCUUCUGCAUAACUGUAGCUACAACCAUCUUUUUCACUGUCUAUGCUAAGAGACGGCUCAAGGAGUUACGAAAAGAGGAUGAGCUGCUGUUACAAUAAUCCAGUAGUUUUAGUCUGGAUUUCAUUGCUGGCUGCACGAGGCAGUUACUGCUAUCUCGUAUUGGCACAUUGAUGCACACUGCCCAGUUGGGUGAGGUUUUAUUUAUUAAGUAACCUCAUCUAUGUGAGGGUUGAACGUCAAAUGUUUAAAGGGUAGGAAGUGGUGAUCAAGGAACAAGCUAACACGACUGACAUCAGCAUUUCUAUAACUUUUUCCUUUCUACAGAAACUAGUUUCUUUGUUGCUGCUUCCAUCUCAUUUGACUUUGUAUAUGAAUGAAAUUCCUACUUUUAGAGUGAUUGUUUUAAA
Messenger RNA from Gastrolobium bilobum, 1361 nucleotides. RefSeq lists its product as uncharacterized. Lineage: Eukaryota; Viridiplantae; Streptophyta; Magnoliopsida; Fabales; Fabaceae. The transcript is spliced from 4 exons. The coding region runs from base 159 to 1052 and encodes 297 amino acids. The record is from RefSeq and is a predicted model, not a curated record.